GACUGAACGCAACCCCUCCCUCCUCCUCCUCCUCCUCCUCCUCCGGUCGUCUGCCGGUGACAGGCGGCGCUUUCACCGCGCCGCUCCAAACCUCCGGCUGCGCUCACGUCCAGACGCUCGUUUAGAGGCGGCAGCAGUAGUCAGGUGUUACUGAUGGCCAACAUAAUUAACACAUCGGUUACAAUAUAGCAGCGUUCCGCGGUUGUAACGGCCCCGAUUGACGAGGUGGCGUUUGAAUGAGCUGUUUGGUCAUGGAUCGACUGGAUGAAUGGAGACGGAGCCAGGAGUUUUACUACGACUACGGGGCGGUGGAAAUGGGCCUGACAGAUUACCAGGACCCCAGUGAACUUCUGGCUACGCUCAAACAAAAGGAGGAAGAGGUUAUUUUGGCAGCGCGGCUGGGAAACGCGUUGCUCCUGGAAAACCGUCGGCUGAAAGAGCAGAGCGAAAAACUUCACGAACAGUACGCAGGCGAGCUGGAGGAGCUGGAGCAAGGCAGGUAUGAGCUGCGGCUGAAGCUGGAGGGCUGCCAGACCCAGUGGGAGAGCCAGGUGGGGGACCUGGAGAGGGAUGUGAGGGAGCUGAGCGCCCGAGUGGAGCAGCUCACCCGGGCGCUCGGCGAGGCCCAACGGGACCGGAGCCGGGCGGAGCUGGAGCACGGCGAGCAGGCGCAGCGGCUCAGGGAGGAGCUGAACACCGCCAUGGAGGUGGAGAGGGCUAUGUCCAGCGAGCUGCAGGCUCUGAAGCAGGAGCUGCAGCUGAAAGGAGGCCAGAAGCCUGAGGACGAGGAGGUGCUCAGUGCCAUGAGGGAGCAGGUUUUACGGCUCACCCAGAAGGAGCAGAUGCUGGAGGAGCGCUUGGCCAGCGUGUAUAAGGAAAACGCUGAGCUUAGAGCGAGUUUGGCUUCUUUGCACUCGCGUCUGGCCCUGCACGACCAACUCGACCAGCAGCACAGCCAGCAGCUGGCCGAGGCGUGGCAGGAAGUGGAGGUGGCCCGCGAGCGAUCGCAGGAGCUGCAGACCCAGGUGGAGGCGCUUCAGGAGGAGGUCUCGGUCCAAGAAGGAGCCAGGAGCCACGGAAAUGCAUCUCUGCUGUCAGAGCUGGAGAGCAGCUUGGAGGCGGAGGCGCUCGGAGUCAGCAGAGAUGAGAUAACGCAAGAAAUGGGCUCCAUCCUUCAGCUACUGCUGCCGCUGACACAGGGAGUGAGCAGCCCGGGUCCGUCUGAGGUGCUGGAUCCGCAGCAGGACCUGCAGGCCGUGAUGCAGCGGCUCAAGGGAGUGGCCCAAGCCCUGGCACAGGCCUCCAGCUCCAAGGAGCUGAAUCCGGCUUUUGUCAACGGGAUGGUUGAUCUGUGUGGGAAUCCGACCGUAGCGCAGGAGCUGAGAGAUCAGAACAUUCAGCUGCAACAGGAAAAUGCAGAGCUGAGGCAGAACCUGCAGAAUGUGCAGGAACAAGGUGCAGUUGUGCAACAGGCCAUCAGAGUCCGAGAUGAAGCCAUAGCCAAGAAAAACCUGAUGGAGGCUGAGCUGGUGAGGAGUAAGAAUGACAUGAUGUGCCUGAACAACCAGUUAUUAGAGGCCAUCCAGCGUAAACUGGAGCUGUCACAGGAGCUGGAGGCCUGGCAGGAUGACAUCCAGGUCGUCAUUAACCAGCAGCUCAAGUCCCAGCAGCAGUCAGAGCACCCUCAGAAGAAGCCCGUCACCAACGGCAUGUCGUUGUUCCACAAGCAGGGCAGGAUGUCCUCCACCUGGACACGGCAAACCUUCUCCUCCCCGUGGAACUCGGGCACUAAUCAGGACAAAACCCAGUCCCUGUGGAGAGACUGGUUAAGAAGGGGCAAAGGAGCACAGUAUGGUAAAUAGUGGACAAUGAUACCGAUCACCUGGCUGCUGAGGAUGCCAUGAACCAGACGAAGUACAGUGUAGUGCAUCAGAGCCAUGAAGACUCUCCUGAUGCGGUGAUGAACAACAGACCCAGUGUGGACGAAACACAUUACGUUGAGCGUCUGACCCCUCUUCAGGUCUAAACUGUGACUUCCUGGAAUAAUAGUGUUUUCACUCAAGCAAAUCUUAUGUGAUUCAGUCUGUAAAUAGUGUGCCUUAUUUUGUAAUAUUGGUGUUAAUGUGAUGUCUUGAUAUCUGAGACCUUAUACAGUAUGACACAGUUGAUGUAGAAUGUAUUUUUUCAGAUUAUUUAACUUCACAGAUCAAAGGGAAGUUGGUUGUAAGACGUUUUGCUAAAAGGCUAAAGAAAAUGUGUAAGUAAAGAAUAUGAAGCACUGUAUGUCUUCAUGUAGACAGAAAAUAUGUUAUUUUUUUUUUGUUACCAUCUAAGUAUAUUCUCUGAACAAUGACACAGCUGUUUCAGCGAUUAACAGACUUCUGUAUGUGUUAGUUCAGUGUGACUCAGUGUUUAAUAUUAAUUCUUAAUAUUAAAAAACGUGACUUGCCAAUUCUGGAGAUACUGCUGGACGAUUUCAUAAAAAUACCUGUAAAUUCUUUGAUGUUUUUGACUGUUGCUGUUCAACGACCAGGAGAGUCGGGCAACUGCUUGAUAAACAGUUUAGAGCCACGACUGUUCUCUAAUAAAGCUAGUGGAGCCUAA
Molecule: messenger RNA, 2604 nt
Organism: Betta splendens (Siamese fighting fish)
Lineage: Eukaryota; Metazoa; Chordata; Actinopteri; Anabantiformes; Osphronemidae
Product: BICD family-like cargo adapter 1
Exons: 10
Coding region: 237-1862 (541 amino acids)
Biological process (GO): vesicle transport along microtubule; Golgi to secretory granule transport
Source: RefSeq, a predicted model, not a curated record